Messenger RNA from Rotaria sordida, 243 nucleotides. The record is from the annotation of a GenBank genome assembly. Lineage: Eukaryota; Metazoa; Rotifera; Eurotatoria; Philodinida; Philodinidae.
AUGACGAAAUGGGGUCUUGAAAUUGAUGAAACACAUUUCUUAGGUGGAUUAGAUAAAACACCAUUCUUACAAUCAAUCAAUCCAGCAAUUUUCUUUGAUGAUUCAAAAGAAAAUAUUGAUCGAGCUAAAAUCUAUGUUCCAUCAGCACAAGUUAUCUAUGGCAUUAAUAAUCUUGAUCCUAACAUUCUAAUAAAAUCACCAUCUAUCGAAAGCAGAAACAUACAAAAUGAACAUUCCACAUAA